Molecule: messenger RNA, 1019 nt
Organism: Chondrus crispus (carragheen)
Lineage: Eukaryota; Rhodophyta; Florideophyceae; Gigartinales; Gigartinaceae
Product: Glutathione S-transferase
Exons: 4
Coding region: 231-863 (210 amino acids)
Biological process (GO): glutathione metabolic process
Molecular function (GO): glutathione transferase activity
Source: RefSeq, a predicted model, not a curated record
CCACUUUGCACCCCACAUGCGAUCCCGCUGGUGAUGACUCAGUUUCGACGUCGCCGUCUGCACUCUGCAUGCCAUCGAUGUGAGCAUGGCUGCUGUCGAUACACUGCUCGCUUUCUUCCUAUAUAAAGCCAGGGCACACACCCUCCCCGUCCCUUCACAUCACUUCCUCAUCGACUUCCCAAAGGACUACCAUCCCACCUCGUAUUUCCGUCACUAUCUCAACCAUCAAAAUGCCGUCUUCUGAACUUAAGCUCUCUUACUUUGGCGUCUCUGGCCGUGGCGAAGCUGCGCGCCUCGCGCUAGCGAUCGGCGACGUGGAGUUUGAGAACGACACAUUCGGGUUUGGCGAGUGGGCUGCGCGCAAGCCGAACACGCCGUACGGCUCUGUGCCGGUGUUCUACGUGGACGGGAUGGUGCACGCGCAAUCGAACGCGAUCCUGCGGUACUGCGGGCGCGUGGCCGGGCUGUACCCCGGGUGCGUCAAGCACGCGCUCAAGGUGGACGAGUUGAUGGACACGACGUCGGACGUGAUCACGAUCUCCGGACGCGGGUCUGGCGAGGGUGAGGAGAAGCUCCGCGCCGAAAGGAAGAAGUUUGUGGACGUGGAGAUCCCCAGGUACUGCGGCGGCAUCGAGAAGAGGCUCGAGCAGUUCGGAGACGGCCCGUACGCCGUCACGGAGAACCUGACGGUCGCUGAUCUUGCCAUCUACGCUAUGUACCUCAUGCUCACCAGCGGGUACUUGGAUCACGUCCCCAAGGAUGUGCUUGACAAGUACACGAGGUUGACCAAGGUGUGUAACACGGUCAAGGAGCACCCGAAGGUGGUCGAGUGGUACAAGAAGCAGGCUGAAGCCCAGAACUAAUGCGACUAACAACACGUGCUGUGCCCGGUCGGGGAUGGCGCUGUGGUUUAGAUGGUGCAGCGCGAAGGUGAAUUGUAAUCGCUCUGUAAACGUGAUAGCUCAAUAGGCUUAAUUAAAGUACUUGGGCCGUUUUUCGGUCAUCGUUACGUGGAUGAA